UCCUGCGAACCUUUCAAUAUCUCAUUUGACUUUCAUCUACUUCACGUUAUUUGCAAGCUUUUCCCCCUGCAUUUGUCAUUAAAAUUGUGUUUCUACCCUCAGAAAUUAUUAGCUUAUCGAUCCGGUGUGAUAUCCCGUGAUUGGUGUUAUGUUACCAAGUUUAUUUAUAGACUAAUUUUGUGGAUUAGUGAACUGUUUUUUGUGAUAUCGUCUCGUCUACCACUCCGCACAUAUGUAUUACUUUGUGGCAAAAAUUGAUCCUUCUUCGCUUCUUUUUCGCUCUAUUUUCAAGCUUCCAGCGUUUUCUUUGUAUGCGUCCUUUCGGCGAGACUUUUAGAGCGAUGAACUUGGAAUGGUUGCCGUCUUUUGAAAGAAAUUUGCAUUGAAGAGUGAUUUAUUCAUGGAUUGCAAUAUCUCUCCGAUAGCUUUGGAAAUCGAUCCCUCCUCGGUUUUGGCCGUUGAAUUCAAUAAUCAAGCAUCAAUUAAUACUGAUAGUCAGUGCGACGAAAUUCUAGAUAAAGAUUAUCCUGAAUAUUCUACCUCCCAAGAUAUGGUUCUUGAGGAUACCUGGACUGAUGAUGUAAGUCUGAACGCCCCUUCUCGCAGCAACUUGCCGAUACCCCUCCCUCCUCCUUCCGGUUUCGAUGACUUCCCGCUCUGUGAGGAAUCAGAUACCGCUCUAUCCCUCGGUAGUCUUAAAGCGCUGUUCUCACGUAAUGACUCAGAUUCAUCUCCGGUCAAUGAUACCGCAGUUGCAGGCGCUGAACCGGGUGUUUGCGGUCUUCGAAAUUUGGGAAAUACAUGUUUUAUGAGUACUGGUUUACAAUGUCUCAUCGCCACAUCUGCUUUAGUUCACUAUUUUUUGCAAAAGAAUGUCACUCUCUCACUAGAUUCCAUGAAGGAUACCUUAGCCGUUCAAUUUUCAGUAUUAGUCGAGAAAGUUUGGAGUGGCCAGUACUCAGUAAUUCACCCCAUUGAGUUUAAACAAACGCUCGGAGCACACUACCCGCAAUUCAAGGAUUACAGACAACAUGACUGCCAGGAAUUUCUUGCUCUGUUGUUAGAUGGUUUACACGAGCAGCUGAAUGUAGCAUCUGGGAAGGCUCUUGUAGAAGAAGGGAAUAAUGCAUGUCCAUCAUCUAGCUCUCUAUCGCCACAGAAUGUUCCAGAAACUGUUAGUUCAGCGCCAAAAUCCCCGAGUUAUGUAAAUUGCAACAAUGAAGUAGAUCCAGAGGUUGAAAAGAUAGAAGGUGAAACUUGUGAAGUAGGAGGAGACGCAGGCUGUGAUAUUAAUAAUGUAGUCGAAUCUCAGUUAGUUAAAAAUUGCAAUGUCGAAAACGAGCAAACUUUAAAAAUCAGUAAGAUCAACAAUUGUAAACAGGAGGUCAGUAUGCAAAGAGGACCGCGUGGGUGUCCGAAAACUGCAAAAGAUGUCCUGAAUAACGCUCAAAGUCCAAGAUUAACUGGUUAUGAAGAUAUAAUGAAGGAUGCCAAAACUUCCAAUGUAAAUGUUCUAGUCACCAAGCCAGAGGCCAACAAUGAGAUCAGGUUCGAUUCAGAGAAAUUCCCUCGUCAUGAAAAAUUCCGAGGCCGCGAUUCGAUCAACUUCAACACUUUUCAAGUCUAUGAAAACAACACCAACGGCAAACGAGGCAAGAGUACGAUGACCUACUUCAACUCUGUAUCUGACACAGACGGUCUUGAUUUCAAGCGAAUCAAAAUGAAUGACUCUUCCUCAGUGUCAAAUCUUCUCGAUAAAAACCAUCAGCUUGAAUGUGAGAGAAAAGUAGACAUAAAUUUACUGGAGAAAAACGUCAGGAUAGAAGAGGAACGUAAGAAGAAGUUGAUCAAUAGUUCCAUGGCUGUAGAUUCAAUUUUGAUGGAUGACGAGAGUAGUGAGGAUACAAAUUAUGAUGAGGGUACAAUGAACGGAGACAGCAAAGCUGUGUCACUAGGAGAGGCAGCAAGGGAUCCUGGGGUUGAAGAUGAAGCUGAUGAACACUGGGAGAAACAUUUGGCCAAGAACCGCAGCAUCAUCGUUGACACGUUUCAAGGACAGUUUAAAAGCACAGUUGUGUGUUCCGCUUGUCAGUUCGUUUCUGUGACGUACGAGCCGUUUAUGUACCUUUCAGUUCCUCUCCCCCAUGCAAUGGAAAGGCAACUUUAUGUUACAUUUGUUCCUGCUAAAUCCCAUGAACCAGUGGAAUAUUUACUUACUUUGAACAAACAAGACCGCGUUGCCAACAUCAAGGAGCAUCUUCUGAAAUUACUGGAUGAGCCAGUAGCUUCACAGUUGAUGGUUGCAGAAGUUUUGGAUAAUCAUAUAGCAAAAAUCUUGGAUGAUGUCUAUCUUAUCCGUUACGUAGACGAUAUCAAUCGCAAGCUGUACAUAUUUGAAUUAGUUGUUCAACAAUUGAACUCCAAUCUAUUUGGAGAUGAUGGUGCUACUUCAAACCCGUCAAUCGAAGGUUUUGGAGAUUGUGAGGACUUAGCGGAGAAUGUCACUUGUACAAUUUGUUUGGAAGAGAAGGAUACCAAUAUCAAGCAACAUGUAGACUGCUCCUGUUUUCUAUGUAAUGAUUGUACAAAACACUUGCGAACUCAUAAUGAUGAAGACCAGCUCAAGUGUCCAGUAUGCCAAGCUGUAAUCUCACCUGAAAUCGAUAUGGUACCCGUGAAACAUUGUAGCUCAAAAUCAAGUUUUCGGUUGCUUAACAUUCCUGUAGUUUUUAGAUUGGAUAAAGUUGGAGAUGGGAACAAUAAUCAAAAAACUGUUGAACUUUUUGGUCAUCCAUGUCUUCUUCGCUUGUACAAUCGUUUACAAGCCACUGAUUUAUAUGAAAUUGUUGCAUCUCGUUUCAAUUAUAGUCAACCAUUCAAAUUACUCCUGGUGGAUGGCCAGGGCCGGCGGUGUUCGCGUUGCAUGUACAAUGCGCAUUGUAGAGGCUGUGUCAUCCCUAAAGAGGGUCCUGUGAUUCUGCGGUCGGAUGACAAUAUAGCUAUAACGUUCAGCUCUCCUGUUCCUGUUACUCCACCGAGUAAACAUCCUAGCACGGUUGCACUGCGCCCUAACCAGCCUCUUACUCUCCAUGACUGCGUCCGGGCUUUUAGUCAGAGUGAAAUUUUAGAUGAGCACAACCCCUGGUACUGUCCAAAAUGCCAGAAAAACCAGUGUGCAACUAAAACUUUAACUGUUUGGCGUUAUCCAGAUUAUUUAAUAGUUUAUCUUAAAAGAUUUGUGUUCCAUGAAUGCUCCAGUAUGAAACUAGAGGAUAAAGUCAUUUUCCCUCUUUGUGGUAUGAAAUUAGAUCAAUGUUGUGAUUCUCUAUACGAUUUGUAUGCCUGCGUUUGUCACAACGGAGGUGUCACUGCUGGUCAUUAUACAGCAUAUACGCAGCACCUUCAAACUAGCGAGUGGCACUAUUUCAAUGAUGCUAGUUUUAACAAACAAAAACCUCAAGAAGAAGACUUUAGCAACGCUUACGUUCUAUUCUACAAAAAACAAGGUGUAGGAGAAGAACUCUAUCUCGAUAAUGCAAGUGAUUGUUUAUUCAGUUGAUGAUGGUAAAUUUUCAGAUCCUUCGUCACAGGAAUCACAUAAAUGUGUUUUUUGCUUUCGGUGAAUGUAAUUAUAUGUUUGAAUUCGAGUUUGUAACUAUUUGUCUAUCAGAUUGAUUGUAUUCGAUCUAGGUCAAUCACAUUUUACAUGUCUAUUCUUUUAUUUACGAUAAACUUGUGUAUUUUGAAUAAAGUUUCAUCUUAAUAUC
Bemisia tabaci is the source of this 3767-nucleotide messenger RNA. RefSeq lists its product as uncharacterized. Gene Ontology annotation, biological process: protein deubiquitination. Gene Ontology annotation, molecular function: cysteine-type deubiquitinase activity. The record is from RefSeq and is a predicted model, not a curated record. Lineage: Eukaryota; Metazoa; Arthropoda; Insecta; Hemiptera; Aleyrodidae.